UUUUUCAUAAAAAAACUCUCUAAUACCAGUAAAAAGAUGGAACGUUGUUUGGGCUUUAUCAAUGAUGUACUAAGUCCGACCCAUGGGAUGUUGUCGUUUUGGUAUUGCCAGGAAUUUCUUCUGUUUAAUGGCAGCUGCUAAGUCCAAAUCAUGGAAGAGACAAUUUGAUUUGUAUAUAUUAGCAGUGCAGUGAUGAACAAGAAAGGUCUCGCCAUUCUUAUGCGAACCAAAAUGCGACUUCUUUCACCUACCUUUGCCUCUAGCAAGAGCAAAUUGAAUAAAAUGCAAACCUCUCCACUGGAAGGUGAUAAAGUUUCUUCUCAUGAUGCUUCACUUCUUCCAGAGAGAGAGUUUAGCCAAGUACGGGAGUCAAUGCACUCAGCCAUGUCGACGAACAAGACAGAAAUUGUGAAUGUUGCUCUGGAUGAAUUUUCAGAGGGAUACCUUCUCUUUUCCCCAGAAAAUCGUUAUAAUAUGCUUCUUUCACUAGCCAAAGAGUAUGAUCUCAAUUGGACCCAAGUUCGCGAGUUAAUGAAGCAGCAUCUUGAUCUUCAGCUCCCAAAUGGUAGAGGAUCAUUAUCAGCUUUCUACAGGAUUGAGCGGAAUUUGAGGCAGGCUCUCAAGCCUAUGUAUGAAGUUCUUUUUUAGUGUCUCAAUACACAUCCUGGGGGAUUGAAAUUCAUGUCUGAUAUUCGAGCUAAUUUGUUCAUCUUCUCGAACGUAAAUCUAGCAUCUCUGCGAGCAUUGUAUUCCUACCUAAAGGAGAAACUGAUUCCAUGGCUUAGUCCUGCUCAUUUGGAGCUUCACAACAUUACAUGGGAUGGUCCUGCAUCUUUGUUGGAAAAAAUUGUUGCGUAUGAGGCUGUGCAUCCAAUAAGCAAUCUUAUAGAUCUGAAAAGGCUAGGAAUAGGUCGCCGCUGCUUUGAGUACUUCUAUCCAGCAAUACCUGGUGAAUCACUUAUUUUUAUUGAAGUUGCACUUGUGAAGGAUGUGGCAGCAUCCAUACAGCCUGGCUUAUCAGGAGUCAACCUAGGGAAGUUUCUAAUCAAACGUGUGGUUGAUGUGGUGAAAAAAGAUAUGCCCAAUAUCUGUGUAUUCGCUACUCUUAGUCCUGUCACUGGUUUUAGGCAAUGGAUGUUAUAAAAGUUGGACAUAUCAGAGAUGACUAGUUCUGCCUUCAAAGAAAUUCUGCUUAGACCGGAAGAGGAAAAGGCACUUAUGGAUGCAUCACAGUACGCAUGUUCUGACUUGGGAAGCAGCGGUAUUGAAGUAAUGUGGAAUGUAUUGACAUCAAAAAACCAUGAAUGGACCAAUUCACCUAAUGUGCUAUCUGCGUUGAGAGCCCUUAUGAUGCGACUUUGUGCCAGGUACCUUAUGAAAGAAAAAAAGAGAGGAAAAGCUCUAGAUUCGGUUGCAAAUUUCCACUUACAAAAUGGAGCAAUGAUUGGAAGGCUAAACUGGAUGGCUGAUCGGUCACAAAAUGGUCUCACUCAAAGUGAAGGCAUAAUGGUUGACAAGGGUUAUCCAGAUCACAUAUUUACAUGAAUGAUGAAUUGAAAAGUGACCGAUCUAUUUGAAAAUAUAUAAUGGGAUUGUUUACCAAAAUGGCUAUAUAUACUGAACCGCUGAUUGGAAAUCAUUUCAGGUUGUGAAGAUCGAAUCUUCUUCUGAUUUCAGAAGCUACAUUGAGGAUUCAUAUGUUCUAUAUAUUAUAUAUAUGGUACUCUGCAGCUCGUAUCAAUAUAAUUAAAGCUAAAAAAAAAAAAAAAGUCGCCUAGCGUCUUAUUUCACAUUGAUGGUUGUUAUAAUAGGUUAUUUCCAGUGUGUACAACAUGAAACUUAAAAUGUGUCAUUAUUCGUUUUUUUUUUUA
Molecule: messenger RNA, 1871 nt
Organism: Solanum lycopersicum (tomato)
Lineage: Eukaryota; Viridiplantae; Streptophyta; Magnoliopsida; Solanales; Solanaceae
Source: RefSeq, a predicted model, not a curated record